Vanessa atalanta (red admiral) is the source of this 469-nucleotide messenger RNA. RefSeq names its product inter-alpha-trypsin inhibitor-like. The record is from RefSeq and is a predicted model, not a curated record. The coding region runs from base 1 to 450 and encodes 149 amino acids. Gene Ontology annotation, molecular function: serine-type endopeptidase inhibitor activity. The transcript is spliced from 4 exons. NCBI's taxonomy places the organism in Eukaryota, Metazoa, Arthropoda, Insecta, Lepidoptera, Nymphalidae.
AUGCCUACUCGUCACAAAACAUGUUUUCUCCGUCCUGAUACAGGGCCUUGUAGAGCUGAUAUUCUUCAAUGGUAUUAUGAUGUACGUCAAACAAAAUGUUACCGUUUCUUCUGGGGAGGCUGUCAAGGUAACGGUAACAGAUUUGACUCUAAACAAGAUUGUGAAAAUUAUUGCUAUUUGAAUAAAACUAACUCUCAUAGUGAAAUUCCACACUUUUGUUCACUUUCCUUUGAUUACGGAAGCUGUUUUGGAUAUUUUAAACGAUGGUCUUGGGAUCCCUUGACUAAAACCUGUAGAAGACGACUGUAUUCAGGUUGCGGAGGAAACCAAAACAACUUCCAGAGUCGAAUUGAAUGUAUUUCUACAUGUUUAAAUCCUCCUAACAAUACCUUUGGAAGAAGUCAUAUUUUUACAACUUGUAUUCCCAUUGUUAUUGAUGAACUUCAUUAAACAAUACAAUAUACGUUUC